Molecule: messenger RNA, 1758 nt
Organism: Engraulis encrasicolus (European anchovy)
Lineage: Eukaryota; Metazoa; Chordata; Actinopteri; Clupeiformes; Engraulidae
Gene: atp6v1h
Product: ATPase H+ transporting V1 subunit H
Exons: 14
Coding region: 99-1544 (481 amino acids)
Biological process (GO): proton transmembrane transport
Cellular component (GO): lysosomal membrane; vacuolar proton-transporting V-type ATPase, V1 domain
Molecular function (GO): proton-transporting ATPase activity, rotational mechanism
Source: RefSeq, a predicted model, not a curated record
ACUUUAUCACAUGAUCACAGUCGUGACGUAUUGUUUCGGUCUGUCAGCUGAGAAUCAGUAGGUGUCUUCUGAAGAACGGUGACUUCUGUUCGUUCAACAUGGACAUCCGAGGGGCUGUUGAUGCUGCAGUUCCUACGAACAUCAUUGCUGCAAAAGCGGCAGAAGUACGCGCUAACAAGGUCAACUGGCAGUCAUAUCUUCAGGGCCAGAUGAUCUCAGGGGAGGACUGUGAAUUUAUCAAGAAGUUUGAGGUGGCUGUCUCAGAGGAGAAACAGGCUAUACUCACCAAUGAAGGCCACCAGUGUGCAAAAACGUUCCUGAACCUCAUGGCGCAAAUCUCAAAGGAGCAGACGGUCCAGUAUAUCCUGACACUGAUAGAUGAUACUCUGCAGGAAAACCAUCAGAGGGUGAACAUCUUCUUUGACUAUGCCAAGAAAACCAAGAACACCGCCUGGUCGUACUUCCUGCCCAUGUUGAACCGCCAGGACCUCUUCACUGUGCACAUGGCGGCAAGGAUCAUUGCCAAGCUGGCAGCAUGGGGACGCGAUCUGAUGGAAGGCAGCGACUUGAACUAUUACUUCAACUGGAUCAAGACUCAACUAAGUUCACAGAAACUACAUGGUACAGGUCCAGAAACAGGCACAGGAACCAUCUCCCCCAGUGAAAGCUCUCAGUAUGUUCAGUGCGUUGCUGGUUGCCUUCAGUUGAUGCUGAGGGUCAACGAGUACAGGUUUGCUUGGGUUGAAGCGGAUGGCGUGAACUGCAUCACAGCUGUGCUGAGCAACAAGUGUGGCUUCCAGCUACAAUACCAGAUGAUCUUCUGCGUCUGGCUGCUGGCCUUCAGCCCUCAGCUGUGCGAGCAGCUCCGCCGCUACAACGUGGUGCCCGCCCUCUCGGACAUCCUCCAGGAGUCCGUCAAGGAGAAGGUGACCCGCAUCAUCCUGGCCGCCUUCAGGAACCUGCUGGAGAAGUCUGCAGAGAGGGAGACGCGUCAGGAGUACGCCCUGGCCAUGAUCCAGUGCAAGGUGCUGAAGCAGCUGGAGAAUCUGGACCAGCAGAAGUACGAUGAUGAGGACAUCACCGACGACAUCAAGUUCCUGCUGGAGAGACUUGGAGAGAGCGUGCAGGACCUGAGCUCAUUUGAUGAGUACAGCUCUGAACUCAAAUCUGGACGCUUGGAGUGGAGCCCCGUUCACAAAUCUGAAAAGUUCUGGCGGGAGAACGCUGUGCGACUGAAUGAGAAGAACUACGAACUAUUGAAGAUUCUGACCAGACUGCUGGAGCUCUCUGACGACCCACAGGUGAUCGCGGUGGCGGCUCACGACGUAGGAGAAUACGUGCGUCACUACCCACGAGGAAAGCGAGUGAUUGAGCAGCUGGGCGGGAAGCAGCUGGUGAUGAACCACAUGCACCAUGAGGACCAGCUCGUCCGCUACAAUGCCCUGCUGGCAGUGCAGAAGCUCAUGGUGCACAACUGGGAGUACCUGGGCAAACAGCUGCAGUCAACAGAGCAAGCUCCCGCUGCUGUGGCCGCCAGAAGCUGAGCUUCUCAUGCUGUCUCGUCAGCAAUAUGACUCACUUCUGUGUACACAUUUCUGCGUAUGGGUGUACGAGCGUGUGUUGGCAUGUUUGUGAUGGCGUGCGUACGGUGAAUGGAUGCCAGCCCCUCCUGCAGUGCUGAUUUGAAACCCAGGCACUCAAGCACCCACCUGCCCCCACCCGCCAUCCCCACCUCCUGCCCCCCCCCCCACCCGCCAU